Chinchilla lanigera (long-tailed chinchilla) is the source of this 8783-nucleotide messenger RNA. RefSeq names its product bicaudal D homolog 1 (Drosophila) (gene Bicd1). Gene Ontology annotation, cellular component: Golgi apparatus; cytosol. NCBI's taxonomy places the organism in Eukaryota, Metazoa, Chordata, Mammalia, Rodentia, Chinchillidae. Gene Ontology annotation, biological process: positive regulation of receptor-mediated endocytosis; protein localization to organelle; microtubule anchoring at microtubule organizing center. The record is from RefSeq and is a predicted model, not a curated record. Gene Ontology annotation, molecular function: cytoskeletal adaptor activity; dynein intermediate chain binding; dynein complex binding.
CCGCUGCCGGGCGUGGAUCACUACAAGACGGAGAUCGAGCGGCUGACGCGCGAGCUCAGCGAGACCACCCACGAGAAGAUCCAGGCGGCCGAGUACGGGCUGGUGGUGCUGGAGGAGAAGCUGACGCUGAAGCAGCAGUAUGACGAGCUGGAGGCCGAGUACGACAGCCUCAAGCAGGAGCUGGAGCAGCUGCGCGAGGCAUUUGGGCAGUCUUUCUCCAUCCACCGCAAGGUGGCCGAGGAUGGAGAGACUCGGGAGGAAACGCUUCUGCAGGAGUCGGCAUCGAAGGAAGCUUACUACCUGGGCAAGAUCUUGGAAAUGCAGAACGAACUGAAACAGAGCCGGGCUGUGGUCACGAACGUCCAGGCGGAAAACGAGAGGCUCACGGCUGUCGUUCAGGACCUGAAAGAGAACAAUGAGAUGGUGGAGCUGCAGAGAAUACGGAUGAAGGAUGAAAUCAGAGAAUACAAAUUCCGGGAGGCCCGGCUCCUGCAGGAUUACACUGAGCUGGAAGAGGAAAACAUCACGCUGCAGAAACUCGUGUCCACGCUGAAACAGAACCAGGUGGAGUAUGAGGGCCUGAAGCACGAGAUCAAGCGCUGCGAGGAGGAGGCCGUGCUGCUCAACAGCCAGCUGGAGGACGCGCUGCGGCUCAAAGAGAUCGCGGCGCACCAGCUGGAGGAGGCGCUGGAGACGCUCAAGAACGAGCGGGAGCAGAAGAACAGCCUGCGCAAGGAGCUGGCCCAGUACGUCACCCUCGGCGACAGCCACCUGGGCCUCUCCGUGGACGGACUCAAGUUCGCCGAGGACGGCGGGGAGCCCAACAACGACGACAAGAUGAACGGGCACGUGCACGGGCCCCUGGGGAAGCUGAACGGGGACUACCGCGCGCCUGCGCUGCGGAAGGGGGAGGCCCUGCACCCGGUCUCGGACCUGUUCAGUGAGCUGAACAUCUCGGAGAUCCAGAAGCUGAAGCAGCAGCUGAUGCAGGUGGAGCGGGAGAAGGCCAUCCUUCUGGCCAGUCUGCAGGAGUCCCAGACGCAGCUGGAGCACACCAAAGGGGCGCUGACGGAGCAGCACGAACGGGUGCACCGGCUCACGGAGCACGUCAACGCCAUGAGGGGCCUGCAGAGCAGCAAAGAGCUCCGGGCCGAGCUGGACGGCGAGAAGGGCCGGGACUCGGGGGAGGAGGCUCACGACUACGAGGUGGACAUCAACGGCCUGGAGAUCCUGGAGUGCAAGUACAGGGUGGCCGUCACGGAGGUGAUUGACUUGAAAGCAGAAAUUAAAGCCUUAAAGGAGAAAUACAAUAAAUCUGUAGAAAACUAUACCGAAGAGAAGGCCAAGUAUGAGAGUAAGAUCCAGAUGUAUGACGAGCAGGUGACGAGCCUUGAGAAGAGCACCAAGGAAAGCGGCGAGAAGAUGGCCCACAUGGAGAAGGAGCUACAGAAGAUGACCAGCAUCGCCAACGAGAAUCACAAUACCCUUAACACAGCCCAGGACGAGCUGGUGACCUUCAGUGAGGAGCUCGCUCAGCUCUACCACCACGUGUGUCUGUGCAAUAACGAAACGCCCAACAGGGUCAUGCUGGACUACUACAGGCAGAGCAGAGUCACCCGCAGUGGCAGCCUGAAGGGGCCCGAUGACCCCAGGGGGCUGUUGUCGCCGCGACUAGCCAGGCGGGGUGUGUCGUCUCCAGUGGAAACAAGGACCUCAUCCGAACCAGUUUCGAAAGAAAACACAGAGGCCAGCAAAGAACCAAGUCCAACGAAGACGCCCACAAUCUCUCCUGUUAUUACUGCCCCGCCAUCUUCUCCAGUGUUGGAUACAAGUGAUAUCCGCAAAGAGCCAAUGAAUAUCUACAACCUUAAUGCCAUAAUCCGGGACCAAAUCAAACAUCUGCAGAAAGCGGUGGACCGGUCCGUGCAGCUCUCUCGGCAGAGAGCGGCGGCCCGGGAGUUGGCCCCCAUGAUCGACAAAGACAAGGAGGCCUUAAUGGAGGAGAUCCUGAAGCUCAAGUCGCUACUGAGCACCAAGCGGGAACAGAUCGCUACGCUGAGGGCGGUGCUGAAAGCCAACAAGCAGACAGCAGAGGUGGCCCUCGCCAACCUGAAGAACAAAUACGAGAAUGAGAAGGCAAUGGUGACUGAGACAAUGACAAAGCUUCGCAACGAGCUGAAGGCUUUGAAGGAAGACGCGGCCACCUUCUCCUCCCUGAGAGCAAUGUUCGCAACCAGAUGUGAUGAAUACGUCACACAGCUGGACGAAAUGCAAAGACAGUUAGCAGCCGCAGAGGAUGAAAAGAAGACCUUAAACACUUUAUUACGAAUGGCUAUCCAGCAAAAACUCGCCCUAACCCAGCGGCUGGAGGACUUAGAGUUUGACCACGAGCAGUCCCGACGCAGCAAAGGCAAACUUGGAAAGAGCAAGAUCGGCAGCCCUAAAGUAAGUGGGGAGGCGUCAGCCACCGCGCCCACCAUAGACACUUACCUCCUGCAUAGUCAGGGCCCACAGACACCCACCAUGCGGGGCAGCAGUGGCUCUCAGAGGAAAAGACAAUUUUCACCUUCCCUUUGUGAUCAGAGCCGUCCCAGGACUUCAGGGGCCUCCUACCUCCAGAGUUUAUUAAGCGUUCCCCCCGAUCCCACCUCCACAGAAUCAUUUCUUCUGAAGGGCCCCCCUUCCAUGAGGGAACUCAUCCAAGGGCACCGGCUCAACAAGGAAAAAAGGUUAACCGUGGCUCCACCAGAUUGUCAGCAGCCUGCUGCCUCCGUACCGCCACAGUGCUCACAACUAGCCAGGAGGCCAGACUGCCCGCCUGUCAGUCCUGACGCCGCCCUCCCCGAGGAGCAGCCGCCCGCCAGCCCCCCGUGCGCCCCGCUCCACUGUCUGGCCAAGCCGCCCUGCCCCUAGGCUCCCCGCCACCCGACCUCCCCUCGGCCGAGGCUCGGAGCAGGACCCCGCCAGACCAGCGGUGUUUUCUUCUCGGCUGGGAGAGGCACAGGUGGACUCGGGUCCGACGUCUUGGAAGAGGAGAGAACGCCGAGGAGAGGAACGCAAAGCACAGAGCCGGUGCGGUCAAACGUGGUGUGGUCUCUGGGUCACAGAAAAACUGCAAUCCGAUGGCUCCAGUUCAGUCCCAUUAAAAACGAAGGGGAGAAGGAUGAAGCGUGGAUCUCCGAUGGCUGGCCUGCCCUCGAUAGCAUAAGAGACCUAAGACGAUGUAAAACACAUAUUGUAAGAUGAGCCGUCCUCACGCCACAUUCAGCGACAUAUUUUUUUGGUCAUUGAUAUUUAGUUUUGUACUUUAUUUGCUGUAUGAUUUAUGCCUAUAAGAAUAAUUUCUGUGAGAGAUGAAUUUAAUUCAUUUAUUUUCAAAUAAGCAUAGUUUGCUCGGUUCAAUGAGUUUUAAUUUAGUUUGAAGUCCUGAACUGGCCAGACUGUGGUCAUUUUUCUUGCACAAGACGAUAAAUGAGGUGCGUCAGAAUGUUAAAAUAACUGUAUUUUGCUGCUACACUGAUAUUGUUUAUGCACUUACUUCUAAUCAGUGGCUCAUUAACUGCUGGUUUUGGUUUUUGUUUUAGCUAGACUUCUUCACUGGACAUCAGUAAGUCUAAGAAAGAGACUAAGUUAUGAUUCCUUGACUUAUUCAAGCUUCAGGGGGUAUCCUUAAUUUUUUAAAUUGCAUUGCUAGAAGUAAUGGUGCUGCUGUUCUGUACGUAUGGCCGCGUGUGAGGACCUUACAGAGGCGAAAUCGUCUGAAGGGAAGAAAUGCUGUGUUUAUUUAAUGACCAGAGUUGUUUUCUUUCUUCCAAAUUCAAGGUCCUAUUAUAAGUCUUUCCUGCUAAACAGUAUAAGAACAAAGCUACACAUGGCGAGGUGUAAGGUAGCUUUGGCUAGUUAACUUACACUGAUGGUGUUCAGGUUUUGAUUAAAAUUGUGUGUUUUGUUGUUGUUAGAUUUUUUCCAUAAUGAAUUGUCCUUGCCAAAAAAAAAAAAAAAAUACAUAGAUAAUAAACCUUAGCUCAUUGUCUACUUCUGACAAACACUCAGGUGCCUACAAAUCAUUAUAUUCUAUUGAUAAGACAUGUUCCUAGUUAAUUUACAGAUUCCGCUAGGUAACUUUUAUGACUUGAUUUAAGGCAGUGGAUUUUCAUAGAGAAAUUUAUUUUGCACAUAAUCUGACAAAUAAGGAAAACAGGUCCCGUAGCUGAGAAGUCUCCGAGGCUGCUUCCCUCCUGAGGGCUCCUAGCCCUGGUUCCUUGUCUUUGUCAGUAGCCUUAACUUAUUUAAAACCAGAAAGGUUUCUCCUUUUCAUGUAUGACUAAUUUCUCUUCCAAAUGAACACGGUCCUCCCUGCCAGUGCAGGAAGCGACCCGAGACCAUCCCAGAGUCGCUGGGCUGAGCAGUGGAGGGCGGUGCCCCGAGGGUGUCCGUCGAAGGUCAGUCAUCAAGCACACACGGGAGCUUCGGACAGUUGUCCACUGGAGGGCGGUGUUCACUAUUACCAAAGCAGCCGAGAGCUUUUGCGCUCCUCACAGAGUUCAGUCUUCAUCAGUGUCAUUUCUUACGCAAUUUGGUCUAAACAGUUGAAAUCUCCACCAAGACAGGGAUUCAGGUCAGAGUGCAGAAACAACACAGACCUGCACACAGUCCUGACCGUAGCUCCUAACGCGCGAUCCCACCUGUAUCUCCUGGCGGCCCUGCGCACAGCCCUCGUGCGACAGGCGCACCACCCGCCGGGUGCAGUGUGAGCGACACACUGGGUUCUCUCGAGUGCGUUUAGUGGAAGAGAGCUGACCCACCCCACCCUUUCUUUUCCUUUUGGAGUGGAGUUUGGAACUGAGAAGGGGGCUAGCUGCUGUUGACUUUGUGCCUGAGGGAAGACAUGCCUUCACCGUGACCUCAGAACACCCUCCCAUCACCUGCCACUUUUGCUGGUGGAAUGGGACCGUGGCCACAGUCCUGCGUGGCUGGAGCCAUUCUUCCUGCCCACAGGGCUCGCGGCUGUCUUCCCGGCCUCCCUCUGGUUUAUGACCCAGUGGGAAGCCGAGAAGCGUACAAAGCAUUUAUUUCUUCCAGUACAAAAAUCUGGUUUUUGGGGGGGGUACCGGGAAUCGAACUCAAGACCUUGCACUUGCUAGACAGGUGCUGUGCCGCUGAGUUACAUCCCCGGCCCUCGUCAUUAAAUCUGUUAGAAACUAGUCUCUAAACAGAGUGGGAAACGCUUGUUUUGAAGUAUUAAUUGUAUAAAAUACCAGUUUUAGUAGAUGUUUGUCAAAAAGAUAUAGACACUUGGAAAUAAAUUUUCCUUUUCAUCCCAAAAUUAGGUGGUAUUCCCUGAGUCGCAAGAGAGAAUACUGUGUCAUUUAGUGUAGUAGUUUAAACUGAGCCGUAUUUAUGUUUAUUUAUAGGCAUUUUAAAUGAGCAGAUAUGUAUAGCGGCAGUAAGAAUCAGUACCUGUAAAGAUAACAUCAGGACCCGAAAGGAAAUUGAAAAGGUGAAGAAUUAGUGAGAACCAGAAGCGGGGGCUCGGUCAGAUUCAUUGAAGAGGCGUGCGGAGCCGAAGCGGUGCGGUGCGCCAGGGCAGCAGGCAGCCAGCCGCGGUGGUGAGCGAAGUAAGCGGGCAGUGUUUAAAAGUAAGCACAAUGACAAUGCUGAGGGGAAUAGUUAGGUGCAGAAAUGCUUUCCCUGAAGAUUUUUUUCUAGGUACAAAAUGGUAGCAACGGGGCUGGGGAUUUAGCUCAGCGGCACAGCGCCUGCCUGGCAAGCGCAAGGUCGUGAGUUCGAUUGCCGGUACCGGAAAAAAAACGAGGAAAAAAAAAAAAUGGUAGCAACGUAAACAGGAGAAAUAGGUGGCCUUUGGCCUGAGUUCUUUAGGGUUGGCAAAACCUUGGCUGACUCUUUCCAAUCAAUUGAUGUUUGAUUAGAAUCUGUCACAUAUCCAAUUCUAAUUUUUUUUUUUGAAAAAAGAAAUUUAGAAAACUUUGAGAAAACAAAGUUAUUAAAGAAUUAAGAUUCAGAAAUUAUACCUACUUAAUCUGAGGAAGAAGAGAUAUAAUUGUAGCCUUCCAGAAAAGAGAAUAGAUAGAAACAGCUGUAGACACCAUUAAGACUAGAAUUAGGAAAUCUUCAAGGUGAAGGAUUUAUAUUAACUCUAGGAUAGAGAUUUUUAGCAAUGAAAAGUCAAUCAUCGGAAUUGAUUAUAAGGAAGAUUUGUUUUUUAAAAAUUGAAUAUUAUUGGUGGUCUAGUAAGUAUUCAGUGGCAAGAUAUCUUAAUGUAUUGUUCUGCAAGCCUAUAAUCCCGUUUCUUUUAUUUUAAAAUUAAAAAUAAAGUAGUUCUGACUACUUAUACAUAUUUUAUUCUUUAAAAUAGGAUAGCAAUUUUAACUUCUCCAAGAUAUUUGGGUUUUUUUUUUAAAGGAUUGUUGGUAUUAUUUUUCCUUCCAGCUGUAUAUCAUUACAUCCUUAAAUUUGUCCACCAUGUAUUGAUUUUACUGUUAAAAGCCUCAGUUUUCAGAGUCUAGAAAAGAAAUGUCCUCAGGAAUAGGUAUGCAGUCCCUCGGGCAGAGGGAGGGCGCAGGCUGAACGCCUCCCAACUUUUAUCUCUACUGAAGAGGGUCUUCCACGUUUGCUUUUUCCGUGCUGUGGAAAAUAUUCCUGUACAGUGAAGACCUGCUACUUCAGACAAGCACGAAACCUUGGUCCCAUAAACAAGCUAAGAAUGUGGAAAUGUCCUGAUAUAAAUCAUCUCCAGUUCUUCAAUAAAGAUUAUGAAACAUAAAAAUGAGGAUAUGAAAUCUAUUUUCUACUGAGAUAGGAAUAUGAAAUUUUAUUGUUAUAAUCAGCCAACAAAUAGAAUGGGUCUGUCAGAGAGAUGCAUCAGAAUGCUGACGGGUUUCCAGUAGGGAACUUGGCUCCUUCAGCCCGCGGUGCCACGGAUGGAUGAGUUGAUAUUGCAGAUACAUCUAGGUUUAAAAGAAACUCUUAGGGUAAGGUUUGAAGUUUUGAAAGGUUUGCUUUUUGUUUCCUUUGUUUAGAAACCAAAGUGCUUUAAAAUAAUCCUUAUAAUUAAGAUUGCAGAAAGUUUACAGUAGUGUUUUCAAAGAAAGGGAACAUAAUUUUUCAGAAAGCUGUUGAACUGGACUUACGGUAGGUAGCAUGGCCAGGGAUGGUACUGACACGACUUGUUACCUUAAAUUCAAUUUCUGUGGACACGCAAGACCAACGUAGCUCCUGAGUGACCUUUCCCAUUGUUGGCAGUAGUGUCAGAAGGUCAAUUCAUCUUUCUUUAAAUGCCAACCGAACUGCCGCGGUCUCUAAUGUAUGGCAUUUGGUAGCAUUGUCCUGUUACGUUAACACCUGAUUUCCCUACACAUCGCUUUCAUCCUAUUACGCAAAAUAUAACCGAAAGAGGUAUUUAGUAUUAAGAUACGUUCCCCACUUGAGCAUUUUUCAGAGAUGAUAUUCUGUUUAGAAAGAGGAGAAGAAGCAAUUAACUGCCUUUCGUGUAAGACAAGAGUACCAUGUACGAGGCUUAUGAUGUAAGACAUUUGCAUGAGAUAGCUCAUGUCAGGCAAGCUUUUCUAUGUCCAUGCUACGAACACCUUAGAAAUCUUAUUUCUCUUGUGACCUCUCCACUAGGAAUGUGAAGACAUUGCCCCUAUACCUGGUCUCCUUUUCAUAUUGAAUGCAUGGCUCUUAUUCUCACUGUAUUUUUAUCCCUUUCCUCUGGAGUUAUUUAAAAUUUGCCCUGUUUAAACUGAAGCCUGGAUAAACUGCUGAGGCAGAUGAUCACUGAGAUCAGAGUUUAAUUACUAUACAACACUUGUUGGGAAUUUAUUUUUCUUAGAGUGAUUCUCUGGUCAUUAUGAUUCUCUAAUGAAAACAGAUAUUUCAAAUGUAUGCUUUCCUUUUCAAAAGGUCAUUUUUUAAAAUAAAGACCGGAGAACUAUAAAGUAAAGGGAAAUGUCAUCAGUUUGUGUAAAAAGGCUUAUUUGGUGAUAAUGGAAAUACAGAGUGAAGCACUGCUGUGUUCAUAGAUACAAUUGUUCGGCAAAGAGUAGAGGAAAUACAUCACUUUGACGUUGUUGCCACAGAAUUUUUAAGCUCAAUGGUUUGACUGUUAAGCGUCAGUUAAACAAUUCUUUGAAAAUCUUUUAUGACAUUUUUGUAAUCUACUCAGUGUUUUUAUUUGCAUGGUUCUGCAUAUGUGGUGAAUCAGACAUGAUUCUGAGAGUACUGUAUUUCUUGGCAGUGCUAACAUUCGUGUCUCGUGUGGCCAGCCCUGAUUUGUACUCUGUGUGAUUAUUGUAAUGAUUCAGCUAUUCCUACAUUUAAUUGCAGUUUUAUUGUUACGCCUUUCGGGGCUAAAUGAUGUGAAGUGUUUCCACCUAAUUAUAAUAUCAUAUGAAUACACACCUAAAAGACUGAUCGAAGAAACUUUUUUGUUAAUUAUUUUUAAAAGUCCAAACUUCAAAUGAAACAUUCUCAAAGACACAUGCAUUUAUUUUAAAUUCAAAAAAAGUUCUUAUGAAUUUAUUAUUGCUGGUCGUUUUUACUUUUUUAUUGUGGACAAUCCUCGGUGAGUGUCUUAGAGGAGAACCGUGGAAGACGCGCUUGUAUUUGUGUGAUCUCAUCAUGCAUUCGGUGGUCGGGAAAGCUAAGAAAGUAACCAGAAGCCAAUCUAUCGAUUCUUAUAUCUUGGUUUAUGUUACCAACUGAAUAUCAUGUAAUGCAUAAAUUUUUCCAGUAAAUAAAUCAGUUAUCUUUUCUUCCUUUCA